CCGACAGCUCACCUAGACAGCUCAGCCUUUUGUCAUCAAAGUCAUGACACAAAAGUUCAUGUGCCUUAUCGUCAAAAGCGCAUGAUUGAGCGAACACUGCCAGGACGAAAUCGCCUAAAAGAUGACGAUUGGUAUCCAGCGCCUCAAUGCGAGGCGGUCGCAGCCCAACCCCAACAUCAUCUUCAUCAAACCCCUGAAGGGCCCCGAUGAGGCCACCGCCCAGGACUUCCUAGAGAGGAUUGCAGCUCAAUGUCUGCCCAUCAUGAAGGAGCAUUGUAUCUCGGUCAUGUCGCUAGAGGAGUACGAGCCUAAUGCCGAGUUCGUCGGCCGGAACUUCAAUGCUGGCGAGGUGAUCCAGCUGGUUCUCAAGGCGCGCUUCACGGGCCGCUGGCUGCCGUUCGAGUACGUGCAGAUGGUCAUGAUGCACGAGCUCGCGCACUGCAAGCAGAUGAACCACUCGCGCGCCUUUUGGGCCGUCAGGAACCAGUAUGCCGAACAGGUGCGCCAACUCUGGACCCGCGGCUACACGGGCGAAGGUAUCUGGGGUCGUGGGGCGCUCCUGGCCACGGGCUCCUGGGAGGCCAAUACCGUCCUGCCUGACGAGCCGCUGCCGGAGCACCUGUGCGGCGGCACGUACCGGUCGCGGAGGCGGGGUAAGAGGAGGAGGGCCAAGCAGCCGGAGCUCUCGUACCAGGAGCGCAAAGAACGGCGCAUACUCAAGAAGUUUGGGGCAAACGGGGUCGCGCUAGGCGAGGAUGAAGUGGUCAAGGCGGAGCUCGAGAAAGGCAAGCGGACGGCGGCGAAGCCCCGCGUGGCUGGGAGCAAGAGGGGCAGAGAGCUACGUGCCGCGGCGGCCCUGGCCCGGUUCGGGCGGCAGACGCAGUCGAAGCUAGAGUUCAAGCCGAAGGGCGAGCCGGAUGAGAAGGAGACCCCUCGCGUGAAAAACGAGGCUGGCGUGAAGGAGGCCGCCAAGGUAAAGAUUGAGGCCGACACCCCGACUGCAUCCGAGUCGGAAAGCACCGUUGGAGUCAAAGAAGAGGACAUCUCGACCGCCUCGGAAUCGGAAUCGGAAGAUGACGAGGGGGAAGACUACGACGAAAUCAAGACGGAGCCCGGCCUGCCCGACGCUGUGGACAUCGACGGAAAGACUAUGCGUGACGGCAAAGGCCGCGGCAUGGUCAAGGUGUGCGAGGACGAGAGUCCCGACGACGAGGAAGCCAGGCAAGAGUUGGUCGAGCUCAGGUCGUCGUUCAGACAGAGGGCUGCUCGGCGUGACAAGGCUCCCAGUCCGGCGCCAGCAAAUUCAGAUGCGAAACGCAAAGAAGCAACGCCCAAAAUGGACCCGCCUCCUGCAAUGAAUAAGCUGAAGGCGGCGACGGGUAGUCAGCGCGUUUCUGACGCCGCCACACUGGCGCACCCCAAGGCCAGGGACUCGCCCAGCACAUGCGCUCCUUCGGCUUCCUCUACGGGAAACGCUGCCAAGCCCCGCAACAGCCACGGGGUGUGCACUGUCUGCUCGUUUGCCAACGAGACGCUCGCGCUUUGCUGCGCCCUGUGCUCCAACGUGCUCGAUCCAGCAAAGGACAAGAGGGCAUGGAGAUGCAGUAGCGGGACGUGUGCAGACAGUGACUACGUCAACGCCGGUGACUGUGGUAUCUGCGGCGUGUGCGGCUCGCGCAGGAGCACAUGAAGCAGGGGUAAUGGGGGACAAAUCUGGCUGUGUCCCGGUGGAUUGUUUGCUUCAUCAUCACACAGAAACCGCCGGCGCCGCACCGAGCGACACACUGCGCACGUAGCUACGAGAGAACGAGUGGACGAAAGGCGUGGUAUUUUGUUAUGAUGUCCAUGCUGGGCAUAUGUUUGUACUUUAUUGGCUCUCACACAGCUUCUGUUGAUGGGGAUUUCGCCGGGCAGAGUUGGCAGCCCUGCUUCGAUGGCUGGCGAGUCAGAGGGAGGCGGAUCGCCAACAUGGCUCGUUUGCGUGCUGUUAUCUGGAGUCGGAAUGUUUCUAGAACACACGGGUUUCUAGACGGGCGGGCAAAACGAUUGGCGUCGAUCUGGCAAUCGCUGUAUGGGAAAUCCGGACGUCGGGCGUCCCUGGCUCCCCUUCCCGCCCGUCGACGGUCCAGUCGGGAAGCAGGACUGGCGAAACGGACAGGGGCAUUUCACUGGAGCUGUUGUUUCACUUGAAAAAGGGGGGCAGGGUCUGCCGUUCUUGGGUCACAUCGGCGCCCACGCCGGGUUUUUUUUUCUUUUUCUUUUUCUUUUUCGUUAUCGAUAGGUCGCGGAGCCUCUCUCGAUUUGAAGUGUCCAUCACAUUCCAAAUCGAGUAACCAACUUCAAGCCCGCCGCAGGACAUGUGGGGGGCGCGUCAAAUAAUUCGACAAAUAAUUCGACAACCGAGCGUUUGCACGCACGCGCAUAUACCCCACCCACUCCCACUCCCACUCUCCCGGCGGGGCAUUCUAUUGG
This is a messenger RNA of Gaeumannomyces tritici R3-111a-1, 2472 nucleotides long. RefSeq names its product WLM domain-containing protein. The record is from RefSeq and is a predicted model, not a curated record. NCBI's taxonomy places the organism in Eukaryota, Fungi, Ascomycota, Sordariomycetes, Magnaporthales, Magnaporthaceae. The coding region runs from base 122 to 1690 and encodes 522 amino acids. The transcript has 2 exons.